Molecule: messenger RNA, 654 nt
Organism: Eriocheir sinensis (Chinese mitten crab)
Lineage: Eukaryota; Metazoa; Arthropoda; Malacostraca; Decapoda; Varunidae
Product: ficolin-2-like
Exons: 2
Coding region: 1-654 (217 amino acids)
Source: RefSeq, a predicted model, not a curated record
AUGGCCGUGGUCGUGGCCGCGGUGGAGCCAACCAGCACUCCCGCCCCUGCUGCAGAAGGCGACACGAGCAACGUGCUCCUCGGUAAGUCCGUAGUGUCCAGUCUCCUCGUGGCCACGGGCUUCAGCGAGGCGUGUGUGGCCGAAGCCCUGGACAGCUGCGCACCCGCCUCCGUGCAGCGCCCAACGCCGCCGAACCCGCUGGUGCAGGAGGCGAGAGAGCUGCUGCAGGAGGUGCGUCAAGUCGUGCGUCACUACGACAACCGACCGCGUCACUGCAAGGACCUGCUGGACGGCGGGGAUAGCGGCAAGGGCCUUCGCCACGUGUACCCCUUCCCUGGGCAGCCCCAGCGCCGCGCGGCAGUGUACUGCGACCAAACGACUGACGGAGGGGGCUGGACGGUGUUCCAGAGACGCACAAAUCUCACCGUCCGGGAAGAUUUUAACCGGACCUGGCGAGAAUAUGACUUGGGUUUCGGCCAUCUCGAAGGCGAGUUCUGGCUGGGCCUGGACCUGCUGCACGGACUGACAUCGACGGCCCUUCAGGAACUGCGCAUCGACAUGGCGGAUUGGGACGACGUAAAACGGUACGCAAAGUACGGCUUCUUCUACGUCGGCCCUCCAAGCACCAAAUACAACCUCACUGUUGAAAGGUGA